CGUCACAGUCACACCUAUUAAUUACCCACUCCCACCUUAAGGAAAAUUGAAGAAAAGUACCUCAUGGACGUCUUCCAAAAGAAUGGAUAUCCACGGAAUUUCAUCAAGAGACAUAUACCCCGAAGCCAACCUACCAAAGCAAAAACCACCAAGGAAAGCACAAAGAAAAUUGCCUUACGAUAUAUAAAAGAUAUCUCAGAAAUCACUACAAGACUCUUCAAACCUUUAGCAAUUGACGUCGUACACAAACCAACAAAGUCGCUGCACUCAAUUCUAUGUCAACCAAAAGACUUAACAGCGAAAGAAGACAAAACCAACAUCAUCUACAAAAUAAACUGUAACAACUGCGAAAAACACUACAUCGGCCAAAGUGGACGUCCCUCAUUUCACUACACACAGACAACUACGGACAUCAAUUCGACUCGGACAACGUUCAAAUAUUAGACAAAGGAAAUAACAAGAAUGCUAGAGAAUUUUUAGAAGCUUGGCAUUCCAGUGAAUCAUCAAUCAAUAGACACAUCGAGAUAGACAAAAGUUAUCAACCAAUAAGGAAGAAACUUCAUACACAAAUGUUCAAAGUUCAAGGCAAAGAAACAACCGGUUCCAAUGCAAGUAACCAAGAAGAUGUGAAAACACACACAAACAACUAAUCACGUCCAAGGUCACCAGGAGAGAUGAUCAAUAAACUCGUGGAGAAAUCUAAAAGCUCACUUCAAAUUGAAGUAUGCGCUGACGAUGUCACCCAGUAAGGUGAUGAAAGCUUUGCAAACUAAACAUCCAGCUCAGAGAACAAAACCAUAUCAAAAAAAUCAUCCACCUGAGCUACAAAUCUUCUCUAUCAUAUCUAAAUUACCCACUCACACACACACACACACAGUGUGAAGAGGA
This is a messenger RNA of Trichobilharzia regenti, 888 nucleotides long. The record is from the annotation of a GenBank genome assembly. Lineage: Eukaryota; Metazoa; Platyhelminthes; Trematoda; Strigeidida; Schistosomatidae.